Messenger RNA from Penicillium crustosum, 891 nucleotides. Its product is annotated as C2H2-type zinc finger protein. Gene Ontology annotation, biological process: regulation of transcription by RNA polymerase II. The record is from RefSeq and is a predicted model, not a curated record. Lineage: Eukaryota; Fungi; Ascomycota; Eurotiomycetes; Eurotiales; Aspergillaceae. The transcript is spliced from 2 exons. Gene Ontology annotation, cellular component: PcG protein complex; transcription regulator complex. Gene Ontology annotation, molecular function: DNA-binding transcription factor activity, RNA polymerase II-specific; RNA polymerase II cis-regulatory region sequence-specific DNA binding. The coding region runs from base 1 to 891 and encodes 296 amino acids.
AUGGAUCUCGCGAAUCUCCUCUCUCACAGCACGGCUGCCAAGCCGGUAUAUACUCCUCUUGAGUCCAGCUACUAUAAGCGCUCGCCGCCUCUGUCGCCGCCAGCCGAAGAGCCUAAGGUCUCACUGCCCUCAAUCUCAUCUCUCUUUGAGGGUGCCGAUGGUGCUCAGCACGCAGCUAAGCGUCAACGUCUCUCACCAUCUCUCGGUGAACGUCACGUUCGGGUCCAGUCCUACGAGCUGCCCCCAACACCACCUCUGCGCCCCGGCUCCGGCCACGCCCAUCGCCGCGCAUCUCCCGUGGAGUCGCUCUCUCACAAGGAAGCGCACCAUCACCAUCACCUACACCGUUCCUCUAUCUCCAGCAACGGCUCAGUCCACAUCCCCCGCAACACAGCACCAUACGCCUCGCCUGCGCCCAGUGUUUCAUCUUACACAUCUCCCAUUGACGCUCCCCAACAGCCAAUGUACUACCCACGCCCACCAACCACAUCUUCUUUCCAGCCCUCGACACCAGCAUCAGCUCCCCAGAUGCCUACUGUCCAGGCCCAGACGCAACAGCCGCACUCGCACUCCCACUCUCACUCGUCUUCGGCUCUCAUCUCUCCCGUCACCCCGGCAUGGCAACACCACCACUACUUCCCGCCUUCUUCCUCAGCCCCGUACCAGCAGAACCACGACCGCUAUAUCUGCCGUACCUGCCACAAGGCUUUCUCGCGCCCGUCUUCCCUGCGCAUCCACUCCCACUCCCACACUGGCGAGAAGCCCUUCCGCUGUACGCAUGCUGGCUGUGGUAAGGCUUUCUCUGUCCGCAGCAAUAUGAAGCGCCAUGAGCGUGGCUGCCACUCUGGUCGCCCGGGCCCUGCCCCUGCUGCUACUGCACUUGUUGUAUAA